Messenger RNA from Brenthis ino (lesser marbled fritillary), 1899 nucleotides. Lineage: Eukaryota; Metazoa; Arthropoda; Insecta; Lepidoptera; Nymphalidae. The record is from the annotation of a GenBank genome assembly.
AUGUCAAAUUUCGAUAAUAGGGACAAAACUAUUCGCAUGCGUAUCGCAGCUCAAGGACCUGGGAAAAUCUGCAAAAUCAACGGAAUUAAAAAGAUGUCUCUACGCAACGUAAAAAAGGUAGUAGAUGCCAAAUCCACUCAGGGCCAGUAUGUUGGCUCGGAUGACGACUUCGAACCAUUAUGUACACAAAAGUUAUCUAAAUCUCGUUACGAAGGGCUCCUUUUGAGCUAUAGUUCUGGAGAUGAAGAUAAAGUUAAGGAGGCAGCUCUAACAGAUACGGAAAAAGAAAAUAACUUAAUCUCGGAGGAAGUCGAAAAAUUAAAUUUACUUGAAGAAGGUAAGGAUACUGAAGAUCCGAAACCAGAAUGUACCCAACUGGAAAAGAAGAAGAAAAAGAAGAAGCAAAAAAGCAAUAGGAAACACGUAACGGGCGACUACGUUGAUGAAAUCGAUAAAUCUGUGUCCGAGGUGAACGCUAUGCUCGGAGAGCCCUCAGAACCAUCUGAUUAUAUUGAUGACUGGAUUCAAGAGGCGAAAGCUAGUUUAUUCUGUGUUUCACGUCGACAUCUCAAUUCGUCUAAUGAACUGUCGCGUUUGUUCGGUCCCGAAUCUGAUAAUGAACCCCGAAAAAGACAUGGACGUCGUCCAAACUUAAAACGCUUCCACAAUACUAAAAUAAUACAUAAAGAAUUUAGUUUUCAAAAAAUAGGUUUAUCGAUGUCCAUCGAACGACGUGAAAAGGGAGUGACAUACUUUACUUACGAUCAUGAUGAUGAUUAUCAGAAAUUGCAUCGGGAAUUCUUGAGGGUGAUCAGUCUGAGAAACACCGAUCUAAUGGCUCCAAUAGAAGCGUCUUUAAAGGCCAAGCAUGUUGAAGGGCUCAUAGAGGCGUCAGAUGUGCUGUUUCGCAUGGAAGAUAAUACUGCAGCAAGCAACGUUAUUGAGGAAGCGAUUGCUUAUAUGCAAUUUGUUGCUCACCCAUCUUUUAAUAUACUAGAUCUAAACACACGACUAGAAUACAAAUAUUUCGAGAAUCGUGCGUUCCAUAUUUUAAUAUUAAAAUAUAUUCACCUCCUAACCAACCGGGCCUGCCAUCGCACUGCGCUCGAGCUGGCCAAGAUAUUAAUGAAUCUAGACCCCUCUGAUCCUUUGGCAGUGGUGUUCAUAAUAGACACCUUGGCUCUUCGCGCCAGGGAACAUUACUGGCUAGUAGAGACCAUAGAAUAUCUUGACAAGGACCGCGAAGUGGGCUAUCUGUUUAAUAUGAAGUUUUCCAAGGCCUUGGCGAGUUUCCAUAAUGCUACCGAAGCACAUGGCGAUAUGAAUCCUUCUUGUCAGAUGCUUCAACAUGCUUUUAUUUCUUAUCCUUGGGCUUUGCGCGAGAUCCUCGAUGCCAUCAAGCAUACCGACGACGCUAUACGAGCUUAUACGCUGUUUAAUGAGUUUGCGCAAAAAUCAACCUCGAAUUAUCUGAAGAAUUUGAUUCACUUGUACGCGGCUCUCACGGCUUCGCAAUGGCGGGAGCCGCCUGUUUUGAAUUGGUUUAUAGAAAAUGCCAAACUCAUCGCAGAGCAGUAUGAUGAACAUCCAUUAACCAGGGAAGUUGUUGAGUCUUGGGAGAGUAUGCGUCAGUCUCUGUUCCGUGGAUGGCCGGAGCAAAUACAGAGACAUCUGAAUAUCAUAAAAUGCAUGUCCAAUUUGCUCGUCGAUGGCGAGGUGCCCGAAGCGCUGGCAACCCGCAGCUACGACCCGAUUCCCCCACGCGACACCGUCAACCGCUACGGCUACAAGCUCUAUCCCCUCGCACGGACCAGCCACGGCAAUACGAUAUUCUCUCAGUUUUUUGCGUCCAUCAUGCCCAAUUACGAUGUAUCCGAAGAGGAAGAGGAAUUCAGACCA